Molecule: messenger RNA, 2453 nt
Organism: Mirounga angustirostris (Northern elephant seal)
Lineage: Eukaryota; Metazoa; Chordata; Mammalia; Carnivora; Phocidae
Gene: SLC10A3
Product: solute carrier family 10 member 3
Exons: 2
Coding region: 619-2217 (532 amino acids)
Biological process (GO): tail-anchored membrane protein insertion into ER membrane; post-translational protein targeting to endoplasmic reticulum membrane
Cellular component (GO): BAT3 complex; membrane
Molecular function (GO): protein-folding chaperone binding
Source: RefSeq, a predicted model, not a curated record
GCGGCCCCCGGCCCCGGCCCCGGCCCGGCUCCGUGCUCGCUCGCUCGCUCGGGCGGCCGGGCCCGGCCAGGGACGGGCGCGGCCGCAGGGCCUGGGAGUGGCGCGAGGGCCACUGGCGCGAUCCGGGGACCGCCCAGGCGGCUCACCCGCCUGCCGACUGCAGGACGGCAGCGCGAGCGCGGCGGCGGCGGGGCGCCGCUCCCUCCUUGGUUCGCACUCGAGCUCUGUGCCUAACCCGGCAACUUCCGGACUCCCGGGUAGGGAGGAGCCCCGGGUCAGCAAUGCCAACUGUCCUAACACCGAACACACGGCCAGUGUGGAAAAAGCGGUCGGUCCAGGGUUCCCUCCCCUCCCUUGGGGUGCAUCUGCUCAAACUCUUCCAGUCCCUCAAGCAGAAAUGGUGUGGGAUCUGGGCCAGAACCCUCUUGCAGUGACUCAAAGCCGCCAGCCGUACUGGAAGGACAGGGUGGAUGGCCCUUAGCCUCCUCUCCCUUCUGAACUGAUUCACACCACCCCAGUGGCUUCAGUCCCGGGUGCUGUCAUCUUUUCCCUGUGACUCCCCUCCGCUUUGCUUCUCAUACUCCCUCUGGUUUUCCUGCCUCCCUCUUCCGCGGUGGGAUGCAAAGCUGGACCAAGGCCUCCAGGGAAGAGCUCUGCCAUCAAAGAACACAGCACAGGGCCAGGCCCGGCCCAUGGACCCUUCUCCAGACAACCCGACGGCACCAGUGGGGCUGCUCUCCUAAGCCACAGAGGGCCUGGGCACACGGUCCUCUGGGAGGAGCCAUGGUGUUUAGGAGGGACAGGGGCAACUCCCGGUGGUGGCCUGGACGGGGGGGGCGGGGAGGUUGCCCUGGCCCCCUAGGCAUGUUCAGGGCUUUCUUGCUACUUGUCAGCCUGCCUUUGGGAGCCCAGGGAAUAGCCAGUGCCAACCUCAGCACAGCUCUGGACCAUACUGUGCCACGGACAGGAGACCAGUACUUGAGCAUUGGGGAUGGCUCUGUGAUGGAGUUUGAGUUCCCAGAGGAGAGCGAGGGCAUCAUUGUGAUCUCGAGCCAGUACCCAGGCCAGGGCAACAGGACAGGGCCUGGCCCUAUGCUGAGGGUCACCUCCUUGGACACAGAGGUGCUGACCAUCAAGAAUGUGAGUGCCAUAACCUGGGGCGGUGGGGGCGGCUUUGUGGUGAGCAUCCACUCGGGCCUGCCUGGGCUGGCCCCACUCCACAUCCAGCUCAUGGACCCCCACGAGGCCCCACCCAUGCUAAUUGAGGAACGGAGAGAUUUCUGCAUCAAGGUCUCACCUGCUGAAGACACCCCCACCACCCUUGGCACCGACUUGGUCCACUUCUCAGAGAACCCAAUACUCUACUUGCUCCUGCCUCUUAUCUUUGUCAACAAGUGUUCAUUUGGGUGCAAAGUAGAACUCGAGGUUCUGAAGGGGCUCCUGCAGAGCCCCCAGCCCAUGCUGCUGGGCCUCCUAGGCCAGUUCCUGGUCAUGCCCUUCUAUGCUUUCCUGAUGGCCAAGGUCUUCAUGCUGCCCAAGGCCCUGGCUCUAGGCCUCAUCAUCACCUGCUCGGCGCCCGGCGGUGGGGGGAGCUACCUCUUCAGCCUCCUUCUUGGAGGGGACGUCACCCUGGCCAUUUCCAUGACUUUCAUCUCAACAGUGGCUGCCACCGGUUUCCUGCCAUUGUCCUCAGCCAUCUACAGCCGCCUGCUCAGCAUCCAUGAAACACUCCACGUGCCCAUCUCCAAGAUCCUGGGGACCCUGCUGUUCAUCGCCAUCCCCAUAGCAGCAGGCGUGGUGAUCAAGUCCAAGCUCCCCAAGUUCUCCCAGUUGCUGCUGCAGGUCAUCAAGCCCUUCAGCUUUGUGCUUCUCCUGGGUGGCCUCUUCCUGGCCUACCGCAUGGGGGUCUUCAUCCUGGCAGGCGUCAGGCUGCCCAUCGUGCUGGUGGGCCUCACAGUGCCCCUGGUUGGCCUCCUGGUGGGCUACUGCCUGGCCACAUGCCUGAAGCUGCCAGUGGCCCAGCGGCGGACGGUCAGCAUUGAGGUAGGGGUACAGAACAGCCUGCUGGCCUUGGCCAUGCUGCAACUGUCCCUCCGUCGCCUUCAAGCAGACUACGCCUCCCAGGCCCCCUUCAUUGUAGCACUAAGCGGCACCUCAGAAAUGCUGGCCUUGGUCAUUGGCCACUUCAUCUAUAGCAGCCUGUGCCCAGUCCCCUGAGGCCCCUGGGUCAAGCUUUCACCACCCUUCGCCCCCACCCUCCACCCACUGUACCCACAGUUCUUGUGUACCAAAGGCCUUCAGCUCUCAUGCACUAUGCACUCAGAAAAAAAAUCCAGGCUUAUUUUUUUUACUGGUUUUUUAUUCUCCAGCUUUCAGUGCCAAAGAGGCCAUGCUGAGUUAGGUAGGUGGGCACUGCUCAGAAAAUAUAUUUCAAUAAAAGAGAAGCAAGCUUG